CUCAUUAGUUAGGUAGAUGUCAUGCGGGAACCUCGUUUCACUGGGAGGAAUCGUCAUGGAAACGAGUUGGCCCCUUUCCCUCUUCCUUAUCUAUUGUACUAUUAGUCGCCGUCCUCUCUCCUUUCUUCUUCCUUUCUUCUGCCCCUUUCUCUCUCGCCGAUCACCAUUAGGAUCAUCGAUCCCAACGAAGCGCUGGAUCGCCGCCGUUACUUCAGCUCAGUCUUCCGCCUGCCUCCGUUCGACGGCAGGUAACGGGAUUCGCUAUCAAAGGGGCGCCUCGGAGAGGAUUCAACGAGGGGGAAACAGUGAGAAGAGGAAUAGGAGCCGAGGGACGUGAAAAGAUGUCGCCGUUGGUUUUUCCUACCGUUAACUUGAAGGAUCGCGUGAGUAGCUUGCCGGUUUACUUCCACGGCGAGGAGGCGGACCCGGUGGUAGCGAUGAGGAAGCAGGAUGAGUUCGGAUUAGAUGGGGAGGCGGCGGCGGGGGAGGGGGAGGUGGAGGAUGAAGAAGCGAGCUCCUCCAUCGGCUCCGCUUCAUCUUCCUCAUCGGGUUCAGCGCACGGCGAGGAGGAGGAGGUGGAGAGCAAGCGAAAAGCUGGGACUUUGGGAUCCUUGGAUUCGCUGGAAGAUGCGCUUCCCGUUAAGCGAGGUUUAUCCAAUUUCUUCACAGGGAAGUCCAAGUCCUUCGCCAGCCUCGUCGACGUCGCUGGCGUCUGCGCUAACGACGUCGCCAAGCCGGAGAACCCCUUAAACAAGCGCCGUCGUGUGCUGAUGAUGAGCAAGAUGCGGCGGGCGUCGUACACCUCGUUCCUCUGCCCGGCAUUGCCGCCGCUCCUGUCGCUCGCCCACGCCGUGGAGGAGGCCGACGAGGAGGGGGAGGAAGAGGAAGAGGAGGAGCAUAAAGGCGGCGUCUUGGGGUCAUUUCCUCCCCUUGCCGGCGGCGGGCUCGUCGGAAAGCGGCCAUUUCGAUCACCGAGGUCCUUCUCCCUCUCCGAUCUGCAACGCCAUGCUUAGUGUCUUCGUUGAUCCGAAGAUUGAUCAAAAGAAACAAAAGGAAACAAAAUAUGUUCAAGUACAUGUUUAUAUGAAAUAAAAGUACUUCAAAUUCUCGUGCA
This is a messenger RNA of Zingiber officinale, 1114 nucleotides long. RefSeq lists its product as uncharacterized. NCBI's taxonomy places the organism in Eukaryota, Viridiplantae, Streptophyta, Magnoliopsida, Zingiberales, Zingiberaceae. The coding region runs from base 342 to 1013 and encodes 223 amino acids. The record is from RefSeq and is a predicted model, not a curated record. The transcript is spliced from 2 exons.